Molecule: messenger RNA, 1536 nt
Organism: Leishmania braziliensis MHOM/BR/75/M2904
Lineage: Eukaryota; Euglenozoa; Kinetoplastea; Trypanosomatida; Trypanosomatidae
Exons: 1
Coding region: 1-1536 (511 amino acids)
Cellular component (GO): membrane
Molecular function (GO): signaling receptor activity
Source: RefSeq, a predicted model, not a curated record
AUGUCUCUUAAGGCAACCGACAUUACCGUAGGGGACAGAGCGCUACACCGUCCAUUAUGCAAGCUUAGCAAAGAGGACAGUCGAGUGCUACUUAAGAGCCAAGAAAGUAAUGAGUCGCUACCGCUGGACUCGAAGACGGCGAUCCCGUCCGCACAUGUGCCACCCGUGUGUGCAACUCGCACGUGCCCCACACACGCCUCAGAGAAGCCGCACAACAGGACGAAGAGCGGCGAGCGAGCCCUAGUCGACUUCCUAGCCCACUCGCUGACAGAGGUGGUGGCGCCGCCUUUUAUCCCUACGGAGCGGGAACACAACUUUUUCAUGAGUAACGCGGACAAUCAGUGCAGUGGCGACAGCAGCACGCAGAUGAUGGUCAGAUUAGGACUCGACAAUGCGCAAACCUCUACAGACCCUUUCGACGCUGUGAUUGUGCACAGAAUAAUCGAGACAGAAGACGUGGGGAUCUCCGUGGCAGGUACGCAGGACACCACUGGCGUGAGUUCCGCAGCACCUUCAAUCACACCGGACAGUAGAGGCACUCCGCUUCAUCAGGAACAGCUCGCUCCGGACGCGAAGACGCCGGAGCACGGCUAUCGGCAAAACAAGCGCCGCCUUUCCCUCGUUGCAACAGCGCCACCGUUUGACGCGAUGAGAAAGCAGCAGUGGAACUUAAUCAACCGGGGGCGUGACCAGACGCUGCCCCUGUACAAGUUCGAGGAAAUACCGCCUUGGCAGAAGUAUAAUUCGUACAUUGGCAGCCGCUACCGGGCCUUCUACACAGCUCAGAUGUGUUUCAAGAGCCUCUUCGGCUGGCACAACGAAACCAUCAACGUGUACUCGCACGUUCUCACUUUUCUCGCCUUUCUUGUCUUCACCGCGCUACUGUACACCACGGUGCUCAGCAAAGCCAUCACCAUGCCGUCGCUCAGCGCGUCUAAGUUAGUAUACGGCAUCUUCUGCUUCGGCUCCCUCAUGUGCAUGCUAAAUAGCUCCAUAUAUCAUCUCUUCAACGGUCACUGCAGCUACCGCGUCAUCACGGCGAUGGGACGGCUGGACUAUAUAGGUAUCACAGUUCUCAUCGUCUCCAGCUUCUUGCCUCCGCUGUACGUCAUGUUCCACUGCAACCCAGUCGCGCGAACCGUCUACAUUACGGCGAUCUUGGUGCUCGGCACAGUCGGCAUCAUCGGCCCGUGGACAGAUGCGUUUUAUGAGCACAUGUGGGUGCGGGUGAGUGUGUUCCUUGGUCUGGGUUUUAGCGGCCUGGCGCCCGCCCUCCACAGCCUCACGAUUAUGCCAAUGAACGCAGUGAGCACGCCGAUGUUCCUCGGAAUGUUACUGAUGGUGCUUCUCUACUGCUCCGGCGUGGCGUUCUACGUAACGAAGUUCCCUGAGUCUCGUUACCCAGGCCACUUUGACUGCUGGCUCUCCAGUCAUCAGUUGUGGCACUUCUUUGUCUCUAUGGGAGCCCUGGUGCAUUACUUCAACUGCGUCAGCAUGUAUCAGCUGUGGCAAGUGAGCGAUGGCAUGUGCGGAUGA